UCCCAUCAGUUUCCAUAUCCUUCUUUCGAAAUAUCGUUCGACGAUCGACAGUCAUCACCGAGGGUCAUUGGAACUGGCAGCAUACGGUUUGUGGUUUAAGUAAGGAAAUUGUGUCCAGCAUCUGUGUAAUACAACAGUAGAAUGAAGUGUCAUUACGAAGUAUUAGGAGUCCCAAGAAAUGCCUCCGACAGCGACAUAAAAAAAGCAUAUAGGAAAUUGGCAUUGAAAUGGCAUCCAGAUAAGAAUCUUGAGAAUCCAGAUGAAGCUAAGGAACAGUUUCAGCUUGUCCAGCAAGCAUGGGACAUACUGAGCGAUUCUCAAGAGCGUGCUUGGUAUGAUAAUCAUCGGGAAGCCAUCCUGAAGGGUGGCAUCGGAGAAGACUAUAAAGAUGACUCUAUAAAUCUUUUCCCAUUCUUUUCUACCUCAUGUUUCAAAGGUUAUGGAGAUGACAAAAAAGGUUUCUAUACCGUCUAUAGAAACGUUUUCGAGAAAUUGGCAGCAGAGGAUGCCGAGUUUGCCAAAGAUAGCGACUCUGAUGAGGAAAUUCCUGGCUUUGGCGAUUCUCAGAGUUCCUAUGAGGAUGUGGUGAGCAAUUUCUAUGCUUACUGGCAGAGUUAUACUACUAAGAAGUCCUAUGUUUGGCUAGAACCGCAUAAUAUACGUGAGAUACGGAAUCGGCGCAUUCUCAGACUUGCAGAGAAGGAAAACAAGAAAGUUCGUGACAAAGCAAGACGUGAGAGAAACGAGGAAGUACGAAAUUUGGUUGCUUUCGUCCGUAAACGCGAUAAGCGAGUACAGGCUUAUGUGGAGAAGCUGACCGAACGUAAGCGCGAGAAUUUUUACAAGGCAGAGGAAUAUAGGAAGAAACAACUAAUGGAGAGGCAGAUUCUGUUACAGCAACAAGCCGCAACUCAAUCUGAAUGGUCCAAAUUCUCGGACAUGGAGACAGAGCUAAAAAAUAUCGAGGCAAAUUUGACGGAAGAAUUCGGGGCAGACGAUAAGAAAGUGACAAACAGAAACAGCGAUCCGAAUGGAUUUUUCUGCUGUAUCUGCAAUAAAAUCUUUCAGACAUACAAAGCCUUCGUGAAUCACGAAAAUUCUAAGAAGCACCUCCAGAAUGAAAAGCUUAGCGCGCUUCAUUAUUUCUUUGGAAAGGAGAAUGAGGACCUCGGCGAUAACUCUCGGGAAAGCAACUCAAGCACGGAAGAAGAAUCAACUUCAUUAAAGAAAUUCAAAUUGGCAACAGAUUCGCAGAUGCCUGAUUUCUUGCUAAACCCUCAAAACAAUUCAAAACAAGACGAGGAUAACGAUGAUACCUCUCCUGCCGAACUAAUGUCGGACAAUGAAGACGAUUCAGAACAUUUUCAAUUGACAAAAGAAAAAAAGAUAGAUAGUCAAGGGGAUGUUCCGUUAAUUGCGGGGCCAGAAAUGGGCGAAAGUAUCUUGAUUUCACCAAAAAUAGCAAAUGAAGAAGAAAACAUAACUUCGGAAGACGAAUUAAUAUCUGAUCAGGAAGAAAACAUCGCAUCAUCGAGCCGUCAAAAAAAAAAGAAGAAGAAACGUAAUAUUCAAAAUCCCGUUGAAUUAGCUAGUGACGAUGAUACGGAGAGUAUUAACGAGGAACUGUGGCUGUCGAAGAAACAACGAAAAAAGUUACAGCAGAAAAAGAUAGAAAUAAAAAAACAAAUGCAAAAAGCAGAGACGCACGAAGAAAGGGAACUAACAGAAAGUGAAAGCACAGCAACGGAAGAAGUAGAAGUUGUUAAUGAAAGACUGAAAAUCGACAAAGUGAAAAAAGAUUCUAAGAAAGAAGAGCGGGAGAGCAAGAAUAAAAGUAAAAGAGAUUCAAUCGCGGACGUCGAAGACUUGGCACAUCGCUGUGUUUCUUGCUCAGCUGAAUUUCCUAGCAAAAACAAAUUAUUUGAACAUUUGAAGAAAUCUGGACACUCUGUAUAUAUACCGGAAUUAACAAAAGCUAAAAAGAAUCAAGAAAAAAAGAAAAAAGCGACAUCCAAAGAAAAAGACACAGAUAAAAAAAAGCGUUGAAUAAGACUUAUUACUAGAAUUGCAGAUCUUUUUUUAUGUAUGAUAAGUACGAUAAGCGUCCAUAAGUGUCGGUCC
Molecule: messenger RNA, 2121 nt
Organism: Pogonomyrmex barbatus (red harvester ant)
Lineage: Eukaryota; Metazoa; Arthropoda; Insecta; Hymenoptera; Formicidae
Product: dnaJ homolog subfamily C member 21
Cellular component (GO): cytoplasm
Source: RefSeq, a predicted model, not a curated record